AUGUCUCCGGCUUAUCGUGGCCUCUGUGGUCACCUUCUCCUGCUCACCCUUGCUCUAUGGCUGUUCCUGCUGCCUGGACAGGCAUACGAGAAACUCUCCGAUGAGACUCUGCGAUCUCUGCCCAGAUCAAGCCAGGACUUCAACAUCUAUAAUGGGGCCCUGUUGGCCCCAAUCCUCAUACCGCGCAUCCCGGGCACCCCCGGCCAUACCGCAGUCCUCGAACACUUUGCAGCCUUCUUCCGGGAAACACUACCGCAGUGGCAGAUCGAAUUCCAAAACUCUACUUCUCAAACACCAGUAUCGGGUGGAAAGGAUGUCCCCUUCAUCAAUUUCAUUGCGUAUCGAGACCCCCCGGGAGCCUCCGCUGGGGAUGUCGGCCGGUUGACAAUGGUUGCGCACUAUGAUAGCAAACUCGAACCCGAGGGCUUUAUUGGCGCAAUCGACAGCGCUGCACCGUGUGCUAUGAUAAUGCAUGCAAUGAGGAGCAUUGAUGCGGCUUUGGAUAAGAAAUGGGCAGCCAUGAAGGAUAAGGGCCUCGACCCAUCGCUUGAGGAGCAACAUGGGAUUCAAGUCCUUUUCUUGGACGGCGAGGAGGCUUUCCACCAAUGGAGUGAUACAGACUCAUUAUACGGUGCCCGAGCGCUUGCUGAGCAUUGGGACAACUCGAUGUAUCCUGCCAUGUCCACAUUCAAGACGCCGCUUUCAUCUAUAUCACUCUUCGUCCUGUUGGAUUUACUGGGCGCCAAGGGACCGUAUAUUCAGUCAUACUAUCCAACUACUCACUGGGCCUACCAAAACCUAGGUUCCUUGGAACAGCGCCUCAGAUCACUCGGCCAGAUGAAAUCCACAUCCGAAGACCCAUGGUUCAUUGAUAGCUCCAAGGAUUCGCAUCAGAUCAUGGCGCUCGGUGGUAUCCAAGAUGACCACCUUCCCUUCUUGGCGAAGGGGGUGGAGAUCCUUCAUCUUAUCGAUUUUGUCCCAUUCAAAGGGUUUCCCCCUGUAUGGCAUACGAUGGAUGAUGAUGCUGAACAUCUGGACAUGGACACCGUUGAAGAUUGGAGUAUCUUGAUGACGGCAUUCGCUGCCGAGUGGAUGGAAUUGGAAGGGUUUCUCGAACACACUGAUACGAUCAAACGUGAUAAAGAUUUGAAUGAGGAGUCGGAAGCUAUUCGAUUGAACAAAAAGACCGAAUUGUAA
Molecule: messenger RNA, 1197 nt
Organism: Penicillium macrosclerotiorum
Lineage: Eukaryota; Fungi; Ascomycota; Eurotiomycetes; Eurotiales; Aspergillaceae
Product: glutaminyl-peptide cyclotransferase family protein
Exons: 1
Coding region: 1-1197 (398 amino acids)
Molecular function (GO): glutaminyl-peptide cyclotransferase activity; zinc ion binding
Source: RefSeq, a predicted model, not a curated record